UUCUAUAUUUCGUUCGGCUUUGUUCCUUCCCACCUAAAAUUUUCCAGAGUUCUUCAUCGCUGUUCGACUUUGCUCCUUCGACUACAUUACCUUCCUUACCUUCCUAUUGGAUCGGAAGUUACGACAAUUUUUUUAUCUGAAGCAACAACGGGAGCUCGCUUGCUGUGAAGGAUUAAAUCUAUGUAAUUUAUCCCCAAAUUUUGUACGUGGGAAUUCAUGAUCACGUGGUUGACAUGGUCCUUUCAGCAAUUUAAAGUUCACCUGCAGAAAACGCUGUUGAGUUUGUCGGGUGCUUCAGAGACAUUCCACAUGCUGUUGGUAUAUUAGUUACUUAUCUGAGAUGGCAAGUGAAAAAGAUGGAUCUUGGGUGGAUGGGGGAAGUGCUGCUAACAAUAGUUUUGGUCAAACAUUCAAAUACCUCAUGGCAACCCAGUUUUUGUCAAGAUUAAUUCCAUUUAUCUUCAAUACUUGGAUUGUGCGGCACCUAACUGAAGCUGACUAUGCGCUUUAUGCAGUGAAGUUUCAUCUCUUAACUACAUGUAUCUUGUUUCUAAGUCGGGAGGGGUUUCGCCGUGCUUGUAUGCGGAUAGAUAUUCAAUGUGAUGGGAUGAUGGAUGCAAAUGCAGCAAGAUUGCUGAAAAUAGCUUGGUUGACUAUUCCCCUGGGCAUCCUCUUUACUUCUGCUCUAUGCAGCUUUUUCUUUUGGAUUGAGAAGCUUUCUUUCCAGAAUGCUAUUUCUGAUCCAAAUGCAUUGGCCAUACUGAUAAAUGGAUUUGCUUGUAUAUUGGAGUUAUUGGGAGAACCAUUGUAUAUACUUUCACAGAAUCUGCUUCUUCUAAAAUUAAGGUUGAUGGUUGAAACUGUUGCAACUAUUGCUCGUUGCAUGAUGACCUGCACUCUAAUGUUCCGAAGCACAGGGAUGGAAAUGGCGAUCAUAUUUGCUGUAUCCCAGGUUUCAUAUGGUGCUUGCCUAGCUUUAGGAUAUUGGAUUUAUUUCCUUUCCUUUGGGAUCAUAAGCAGCAGUUUUCUCUUCCCUUUUAGGUUAUGGAACAACCUCGAAUAUGAUAAACAGUUACGUUACAUGUGCCUUUUACUUACUGGUCAGGCAUCAUGGAAAUUGUUACUUCAGGAAGGAGAAAAGAUGGUUCUUCUUUGGUUUGAUUCAUCUUACAAUCAAGCUAUCUAUGGCCUAGUGGACAAAUUAGGAGGUUUGGUUGCGAGAUUGGUUUUUAGUCCAUUUGAAGAAAGCUCAUACACUACAUUUGCAAAGGUGGCAUCAGGAGACUCUCCUCAGAAGAUGAUGCUGUUAGCGAAUUCAUUAACGGAAGCAUUGAAGCUAGUAUCGUUGAUUGGUCUUGCGGCCAUUGCAUUUGGCCCAAGCUACUCAUAUUGUCUCAUCAGACUGCUCUAUGGGAAGAAAUGGAGUGAUGGACAGGCUUCAACUGUGCUGAGUUGCUAUUGUUUUUAUAUCAUUAGUUUAGCUGUGAAUGGUACAUCUGAAUCAUUUUUACACGCUGUUGCCAAUGAAAGUCAACUAAUACAAUCAAAUCUCUCAUUGUUCCUGUUCUCUGGAAUAUAUAUUUUGCUAAAUAUUAUAUUUGUACGAUCUGCUGGAGCAUUUGGCCUAAUCGCCGCCAAUUCAAUAAAUAUGAUUUUGAGAAUUACAUACUCUGCAUUAUUUAUAAGACGUUACUUUAAGGGAUCUUCAUUUUCAUUUCUUAAGAGCUUGCCAUCAGGCUGGAUAGUUCUUCUUCUUUCUGGUGCAGUAACACUCGCAUCUGAGAAACUAGUUCUAGAUAGGGAAAACUUCUGGCAUUCUUUCCUGAUUCAUCUAUCUAUUGGCCUCUUGUGCUUCUGCAUCUCUGCCAUUGUCAUCUAUCGUCGAGAAAGACAAUUUAUCAACAAAAUUAUCCGCAUUCGCAGCCAUAGUGACUGACGUGCAAGCCCUACUUGUUCAUGAAGGUCAGUCCACGUGGCAUCCAGGGAGGCAUAAAUUAUUGCUUUUUUGAUUAAUUUAUUUAUUUGAAGAAUUGUAGGACUCCAGUCUUUCUCAUCAUCUAUUAAAGACAGGCUUUUAUGCUUAGGAUGGGUGUAAUUUUUUAUAAAAGUGAUUGUAAAAGUGCUGUGG
Dendrobium catenatum is the source of this 2128-nucleotide messenger RNA. RefSeq names its product protein RFT1 homolog. Bases 341 to 1936 code for a protein of 531 amino acids. NCBI's taxonomy places the organism in Eukaryota, Viridiplantae, Streptophyta, Magnoliopsida, Asparagales, Orchidaceae. The record is from RefSeq and is a predicted model, not a curated record. The transcript has 16 exons. Gene Ontology annotation, biological process: glycolipid translocation; dolichol-linked oligosaccharide biosynthetic process. Gene Ontology annotation, cellular component: endoplasmic reticulum membrane.